Messenger RNA from Gossypium arboreum, 3247 nucleotides. RefSeq lists its product as uncharacterized. The record is from RefSeq and is a predicted model, not a curated record. The transcript has 5 exons. The coding region runs from base 389 to 2464 and encodes 691 amino acids. Lineage: Eukaryota; Viridiplantae; Streptophyta; Magnoliopsida; Malvales; Malvaceae.
AAAAUUGUUUUCCUUGUGAAGUUAAUUUCCUUUCAAGGCGCUAAUAAAAUAAAAUACAAGAGACCAAGGAGAGACUGGUUGGUAGCUAAUCGUGUUCUUUGUUCUUCGGCUUCACCGUCUCGUUUAGGUAACGACACCCCUAUUUCCCUUAAUCUUAAUUUCACUAGACCUCUUUUUGGAAGCAAUUUCUGGUUAUAAUUUAAUCGUAAUUUAUCCUCACCUGUUUUUUCCCUAUUUCAAUGAUUUCAUUUCCUUCCUCCCUUCUCAACUAAUAUCGAUCGGUUACUUCCAUUAUCUUCCUCCUCUGCUUCCAAUUCUAGGGUUCGGAUCGCACCAAAAUACGGGAUUUUUUACUGUCGAUUAUAUAAAUAAUUGGCUUCUUUUUUAAAUGACGAGUGCGGGCAAUGAAGAAGUCGAUGCAGUGCUCAGUGACGUGGAGUCUGAUGAGCCGGUACCGAUUGUUAUUAAAGAUCCGUCUCGAGAGGAUGUAUCGGUCGAGAAAUUCCGUGAAAUUCUGGCGGAGCUCGAUCGCGAGAAACAAGCACGAGAAGCUGCCGAGAAUUCCAAAUCAGAACUUCAAGUUUCGUUUAAUCGAUUAAAAGCUUUGGCUCACGAGGCGAUUAAGAAGCGAGAUGAGUGUGGGAGACAACGUGACGAAGCUCUCCGCGAGAAAGAAGAAGCUUUGAGAUCGAACGAUAACUUAACGGCGCAAUUAGCUGAAGCUAAUAAGAUUAAAGACGAGGUUACGAAACAGAGAGAAGAUUUGGCGAAGCAAUUGGAGGAAGCGUCCAAGGGAAAAGAUGGAUUGCGAUCGGAGAUCGAGACUUCUGCUCAUAUGCUUGUUUCAGGUAUAGAAAAAAUAUCUGGAAAAGUUAAUAAUUUCAAGAACUUCUCUGCUGGAGGAUUGCCGCGAUCGCAAAAGUACACCGGACUGCCCUCCGUUGCUUAUGGAGUCAUCAAAAGAACAAACGAGAUCGUUGAAGAGCUCGUUAAACAGAUCGAAACCACAACCAAAUCUAGAAACGAAGCCAGGGAGCAGAUAGAGCAACGAAAUUACGAAAUUGCCAUUGAAGUUUCUCAGCUUGAAGCUACAAUAAGUGGGUUACGAGAUGAGGUGGCAAAUAAAACUAAUAUAAUUGAAAAUUUAGAGAAGAAUAUAGCUGAAAAGGAUGGGAAGAUUGGGGAGAUUGAAAAAGAGAUGUCGGAGAAGAUUAAUUUGGCACAGGAUGAAUUAAUGGAGUUGAGGAACUUGACCAGUGAAUAUGAUGAUAAAUUGAAAAUUUGGCAGAUGAGGAUGGAAUUACAGAGACCGUUACUGGUUGAUCAGUUGAAUUUCGUUUCUAGAAUUCAUGAAAUUAUUUAUGAUGUUAUUAAGAUUGUUGAUGCUGAUAAUAUGGAUCAGUCAGAUGUAUCGGAGUCCUUUUUUCUUCCACAAGAGACAGAUUCUGUGGAAAAUAUACGCGCUUGUUUGGCGGGGAUGGAGUCUAUCUAUGAAUUAACAGGAAUUCUUGCUGGGAAAACAAAGGACUUAGUGGAUGAAAAGAAUCGUGAAGUAAAGAGUUUAAACGAAACAGUUGCUCGAUUGAUUAAGGAGAAAGAACAUAUUGGUUCUUUACUUAGGAGUGCAUUGUCCAGGAGGAUGGCAUCUGAAAAUAAGUCCAAAACUAACGAGUUGUUUCAAACUGCUGAGAAUGGUUUGAGAGAGGCUGGAAUUGACUUCAAAUUUAGUAAUCUUAUUGGCGAUGGAAAUAAAGCUGAAGAUCCAGGCUCAGACCAGGAUGAAAUAUACACUCUGGCUGGUGCUUUGGAGAAUAUUGUCAAAACAUCUCAGCUUGAGAUAAUUGAACUGCAGCAUUCUGUGGAGGAAUUAAGGGCAGAGUCGAGUGUACUUAAAGAACAUGUGGAGGCUCAAGCCAAGGAGCUCAACCAAAGAAUGCAUCGUAUAGAGGAGCUUGAAGAGAAGGAGAGAGUAGCAAAUGAAAGUGUUGAAGGACUUAUGAUGGACAUUGCUGCUGCGGAGGAAGAAAUUACAAGAUGGAAAUCAGCAGCUGAGCAAGAGGCUGCUGCAGGAAGAGCUGUAGAGCAAGAGUUCUUAGCUCAGCUAUCAGCAGUUAAGCUGGAGCUUGAAGAGGCGAAGCAAGCCAUGUUAGAAUCUGAGAAGAAGCUAAAAUUCAAAGAAGAAACUGCUGCUGCUGCCAUGGCAGCAAGAGAUGCAGCUGAGAAAUCAUUGAAGCUGGCAGAUAUGAGGGCAAGUAGGCUGAGGGAAAGAGUAGAGGAGCUUACCCGUCAGCUAGAAGAGUUUGAAACACGAGAAGACUCAAGGGGUCGAAAUGGACCGAGAUAUGUUUGUUGGCCAUGGCAGUGGCUUGGGCUGGACUUUGUAGGGUUUCAUAAACCAGAGACACAGCAACAGAGUUCAAAUGAAAUGGAGCUUUCUGAACCACUUUCUGAACCUCUUCUCUGAUUAUACUUCUCUCUUUUUCUGUGUAAAAUCAGUUCAUAGUAAUUUCAUUCUUCAAAGCUCCUUCAUUUGCAAUGAUUUUGUCACUUCUAUAAUUCUGACAUGGCAAUGAUUUCCGAGAGUUGAAUCUUUCUUGUUCAUACUUCCAUGGCAACGAAUCUUUAUAAUCAAACUCAUCUAUUUUCCAUUGUUUUGGUUUUCCUUUUCAAUUCUGUUUUGUUCUUAAUGUCAUCAUCGGAGUUUAUCCUCUCUUUUCCUUUUCCCUUUUCUCUCUCUAUUCAUUUCAGGGCUUUGAUCGUUGUUGAAAGAAAAAUUAUUGCUGUUCGUUUCAAACUAUUUGAACAGGUGAGGAAGAGCAAUUGAUAGUUGAGGUCUCGAUAGCUGCUUUUCGGUAUGGCAAGUAGAAAGUAGCAAGGAGAGAGCCAUUGGUGAAAUCUCUGGUGAACAAAGAAUGCUUAGUCGAUACAUGUGACUCAAUGGAGUUCUUAUAUUCUCAAGGUACUUUCAGUGAAGUGAAUGUUUAUUGUUACUGCUUCUUAUGUGGAGUAGUUGCUGAUUUGUUUAUAAUUUGUGUCCUCCUAUCUAUAGAUGUUGGUCAAGAUGAUGCAGCUUCUUCUAUUUCUCUUGUAUAUUUACUCAUGGGGGUCCUCUUUCUGUUGCUCUAACUAGUUUUUCUCCAUUGUCAAAUUGGUAAUGCUGUAAGUAGAUUAUUGUUCAACAUUUAUGUUACUGUGAGCGUGGGGUACUGAUAUCUGUAUUAAAAGUGAGUAUAUUUUAUUUUUAAAA